Messenger RNA from Blumeria graminis f. sp. triticale, 780 nucleotides. The record is from the annotation of a GenBank genome assembly. Lineage: Eukaryota; Fungi; Ascomycota; Leotiomycetes; Helotiales; Erysiphaceae.
AUGGCCGGAAGCCCAGAGAUAUUAUGUUUACCCAGCGCCAUGAGUUUAUCAAAAAGUUCAUUCAACGCUGCGCCAGUAGAUAAUUCUAUUCCCACUGUCAAUUUUGACUUUGAUGACCUUCGCGAUCGGAUGGCCAGGUUCACCUUCAAGUUUGAUGAUUUUAUCGAGAGGUAUCGAAAGCGAAUUUUAGAUGAGAGAAAUCAAUUUCGAGUUAAUAUAGCUGAGCUUAAAGAAGAUCAACGAAUCAAGAAGAGGGAUGUGGAAAUCCUCUCACAAAAGUCUAAUACUCACCAACAAAAUAUGGCUAAGGAAGCAGCCGAGACCGAAGAGAUGAAGUCCACGGUGGCCACUUUAACAGCACAAAGAGAUGCUUACGCUGCCAAUAAAGAAACGCUAUUACAAAGAAUUAGUGAAACUCAAAAACAAAUCGAUGGGAAGCUCACAGCUCAACGUGUCCAAGCCGAACAUAUUGAGUCGCAGUCUCGUUUAAAUAUUCCCGAACUUGAGAUCUGGACUACUAACCUAUGCAUGGAGAUAGAGAGUGCCGGCCAAAACGACCGACUGAAAUUCAUCUUCACUCACGUAGAUGACCAAGAUUGGGCUCGUGAGGCUAGUUUUGAACUUGAUAUUUCCAAACGGGAUUAUGAAGUUCCAUGCUGUGUGCCAAAUAUCGGGGCUGAAAGAAUCGAGAAGCUUGUUGACAGGCUUAACGAAUGUCGUGACCUGCGAGUAUUGCUGAAAGGGAUGAGGGAACUCUUCGUGGAAGUGUUGAAGCAUUAA